Diutina rugosa is the source of this 2175-nucleotide messenger RNA. RefSeq lists its product as uncharacterized. Bases 1 to 2175 code for a protein of 724 amino acids. Lineage: Eukaryota; Fungi; Ascomycota; Pichiomycetes; Serinales; Debaryomycetaceae. Gene Ontology annotation, molecular function: ubiquitin-ubiquitin ligase activity. The transcript has a single exon. Gene Ontology annotation, cellular component: ubiquitin ligase complex. Gene Ontology annotation, biological process: protein monoubiquitination; protein polyubiquitination. The record is from RefSeq and is a predicted model, not a curated record.
AUGUACAACUCCUUGUACAAAGCAGAGGACAAUACAGACUCCGACUCCGAUGAUGUUUAUCAACUGCCUCCAGUUUACCUGAGGGAAGAUACGCCUGCGAUGGGAACUUCAGUCAUGGCAACCCCCGUGGCGGCGACUCCAGCAAUGCUGCCGAUAAUGACUCCUCAGCUUGGCAUUACUUACAACGUUGACGGAUCUUUAGCAGCAUCUGUCGCCGCCAGACUUCAGCAGGGACGUCGGGAACGCCCCAAUGUUGUUGCCAAUGAAAACCUGUCACGAUGGCGCCAAACCAUGUUAGACAACGUUCACCGGUUGGAAAAUUUACUGCAGACAUCAAAUCCUCAUGCCCAGGCCAUCUCUAUGGAAGUUUGUUUUACCCGGGAUCUCUGUGAGCUGGGACGAGAACCCAUCAUCAUCGACCCCAGUCUGUUUGAGUAUAACAAGGGUGACUUUUUGAAUGGUUAUAUCACUAUUGAAAACAAGCUGAGAAAACCAGUUCCCUUUGAUAUGUUCUAUGUCGUAUUCGAGGGUACUAUACGCAUUAAGGGAAACUCAGGCGAAACUAAAGUUGACAACUUUUUAUCUAUGUUUGACUUCAGUGCCAGCUUCAAUGCAGCUCAGAUAAAUCGUUUAGAUACCGACGAGAACAACCCAUUUGCAUUCAACAGCAUUGUCGAUCCCCUUGACGGCUCUUGCCUUUCAUUUCUUGAAGAUCGACUCAUACAUCCAGGCAAGCGAUACAAGCGAUUUUUCACAUUCAAGAUUCCUUGGGCCUUACUAGACACGAAGUGCGAGAAUGACAUCAGCGACCAUGUUCAAUUACCACCAACCUUUGGUGGCUCUGUGGUGGGUGCACAAAUACAUAUGCAGCGACCCCCCUUAUCGCGGCAAAAUCUGGCUCAAAAUGCUGCAUCUUCCUUAAGCAUGCUGUCGAAAGACUUAGCAGGACCUAACACCUCCAUCACAUAUGGAGUAUUAGCCCGUUUCAUUGGCCGUAAACUGAAGUACGGAAUUGAGAAAGCACCCAAUCCCAAUGGGUCGCGAAAAUUGGUGAAUAGCCGAGGUGAUGAAUACAUUAUUUUGCAAGAAGAAACCGGCUAUGUCAGAGUGAUUCAACGGUCAGAAUCGUUGGAACUUUCGAACUUCAAGAUAAAGCAAGCCAUUCUGAACCAGCAAUUAGCUAAUAUUGAAAGCAGGGUGCAAGAAGUCAUACAGGAGUUUCAAAGACAUGAAUCCACUUCCAUGGACGGGCUGUCAAGUAUGGAAAAUGCAUUGGAACCUGUUGCAUCAACCGAACUGGCGAAGGAACGUCAGCUUUAUCGACAACAACCCCGUCAACAGUACUCUAAAACACCAGAUUACCAAGAGCAAGUGAAAAUUCUCACUAAACUGGUAGGUUUUGGAACGAAACGAAAACCUUACGGCACUUUAAGGAUGCACUGCAAAAAUCCACUUAUUAGGAUCGAUUACAUUCCAACCACAUGUAAUCUUCUUCGUCAGCCUGAGGAGAGUAGCAUGCUGUGGGAGUUUAAUAUAGUUCUCGAUUUUGGUUUCCUCCAAAGCAGUGGGUCUACGCGCUGUCCAGAGUUCAAGGAGCUAUCAAUUCUGCUUGUGGCGCAGACUUAUACUACACGGAAGUAUCCUAUUCCCAUGGAAUUUGCUCUGCCCAAUGUGCUGGAUAUACAGAGUCGAUGCCGAAAGCUCGCUCAAGAACUCCGAAAUGUGAAACAACAAAGCAAGGAUUUCGCAAUCGAAACCCAGCUUAUCAGCGACGUGUGGGCACUUUGUGACUUGGAGAUACAAAGCAAAGAAUUGUUUUUGCGACCACCACUGGUCAAACAACUCAACCUGAUAAAGUGGGACGCGAACAAGCAAAAUCCGCAAGAGUUUUCGAAGUCCUUUGUAAUCCCUGUUGAUUUGAAGACUCUCCAAUUGACACCUGUGACAGCCGCUUCGGCAAUCCCUAAAACUCCCGCAUAUGACAGGUUUUGUCUUGUUCCGAGUUUUCAGUCAUGCUAUGUUGGACGAUACUACUAUUUGAAGGUAACUGCCUCGACAAGUGGUGAAAUAUUUGAGAAUAGAAUACCAGUGUUUGUUAAUAAGCCGAACAAUGAUGGUCUGUGGCUUGCGUACAAACAAUAUUUGCUCAAAGCUACGCAGUCCAAAGUGUCUUGA